This is a messenger RNA of Spodoptera litura, 1282 nucleotides long. RefSeq names its product DNA repair protein RAD51 homolog 3. Gene Ontology annotation, molecular function: ATP binding; crossover junction DNA endonuclease activity; four-way junction DNA binding. NCBI's taxonomy places the organism in Eukaryota, Metazoa, Arthropoda, Insecta, Lepidoptera, Noctuidae. Gene Ontology annotation, biological process: reciprocal meiotic recombination; meiotic DNA recombinase assembly; DNA repair. The record is from RefSeq and is a predicted model, not a curated record. Gene Ontology annotation, cellular component: Rad51C-XRCC3 complex; replication fork; Rad51B-Rad51C-Rad51D-XRCC2 complex.
AGUUAUGUUUUGAAAAAGUUAAAAGUUUUUAGAAGUUUAUAUUUUGUUUCUGCACAAUACUACAAUACAAUAUGAAAGCAUUCAAGAUAUCUAAUACGACAGAAUUGUGGCAGAAAGAAACAAGCCUCCCUGCCGUUGUAUCUUUCAGCCAAAGCUUGGACAAUAUCUUAGGAACCAAUGGGUUUCAGCUUGGCAGUAUUACAGAGCUGCUAGGUUUACCAGGAUCUGGUAAAACACAAUUGUGCCUACAACUGUGUGCAUCAGUACAAAUACCAAAGCUGCUUGGUGGAUUGAAUGCAGAGGCAUUAUACAUAGACACAAAUACUAACUUUACAAUAACUAGGUUUAGAGAAAUCCUAAGUGCAAGUCUGUUAAGAUGUCAGACCAUACUGGGUGAGCCAUUACAAAUGACUGAAGAUGAAGCUUUGAGUAAACUUCACUAUGUCAAUGCAUUCGGUCUUGAAAAGUUCUGCGCAUUCAUGUAUAGACUGCCUAAGUUUAUAGAAGCACAUCCUAAUAUAAAAUUGAUAGCAAUAGAUUCAAUAGCGUACCCCUUCAAAGAUGGCAUAUCAACAAAACAAAGAACUGGACUGUUGUUCAGACAGAUGGCAGAACUACAAAGGAUUGCAGUACAAUAUCAAGUUGCUGUAGUGUUAUCAAACGAGAUGAGCACCAGAGUGGGUUUAUCAGGCGGUGCUGUGGUUGGUUCACUGGGAGAUGCGUGGGCGCAUCGCUGCAACGUCCGUCUCCUGCUCAGCACCCCACAAGUAACUCAGGACCCCACUGAAAGACUCGCCUUAUUGCUCAAGAGUAAUGUUGCGCCGAGUACUGUUGCUAGAUUUAAGAUCACCGAAGAAGGAAUAAGGGACGCUGAAUGAAACAUGCACCAACAUACAUAGUAGUUUAAUUAAUAAUUAAUGUAAAUAUUGUGUAUAUUGUAAACAAAACUAGAGCACCAAUAAAUAUAUCAUUUUCACAAAAUAUUCAAGCUUCAAUUUCUAAAACAUCUCAACAGUUAUACAAUGUAAAGGCAGUAGCAAGUUUACAGAAGUACCCGGUAGGAUCUCAUCGCGUUGUAUUAUGCGUUCUCUACGAGUUACGACACUAGAGUGAGUAACACGCGUUUGUAGUCGCCUUUCGUAUCGUCCUGCAAAUUAUUACAUUGUACUUUGUAACGUUAGCUUAGUUCGAUUACUUCGACAAAAUAGCAUGCCAAGCCAAACAGUUACGUGUAUAAAAAUAAUAAUAUCUUUAAUAAAAAAAUAUAAUUCAUUCUGCAGGA